UUUUGCCCAUGCCAUCACACACCAUUGUCAACUCCCACCACGGUCCAUUCUGUAUUGUAUGUCGAUGGAUAAGAACAGAUAAAGGUGAUGAGAGGUUUUUGCGAGAGUAAUUAAGGAUACUUUUUCACCCUUUUUUUCUCUUCCUGUGUGUGUCUCUUGUACACUUGUUUUGUUGUAAAUAUUGAAUUACUACGAUGUCCGAUGAGUCUGAAUAUGAUGUUGAGCCGGAAGAGCUUGAUAUUUACAAGAGAAAGUAUCAAUUACUGUUGGAGCGAUGCGAGAUUUUACAACAGGAAAAUGAAAGAUUGGUAUACAGAGUCCAGAGAGUAAGAAAGCUUCUUCGACGCACGAGGAAAGAGAAAAAAUUUUUAAUCGAUCGAUUGGAUCGACAUGGAGACCGUUGGCGAGAAGCACCGAUGGGUGUGCUCGAAGAGAACAGUGUUUUUCAAACGACUCCAAAAUCGGAGAAAGGGGGGAAAGGUGGUUCCCACAAUGCUAAAGAGGAGAAACCGAAAAAGGGAACGAAGAGAAAGGGCGCGAAAGCUGAUCCGAACGCACCGAAAAGACCUGCUAAUCCUUUCUUCCAAUUUUGUCAAGAGCAAAGACCUCGUGUGAUGGAACGUUUAGCUGGGGAACCAGAGCCUAGUAAGCAAGAACUUACCAGACAACUCGCAACUACCUGGAAAUCUCUCAGUUCCGAGGAUAAAAAAGUAUAUUACGACAUGUACGAGAGAUCUAAGGAGAAAUAUGUCGCAGAGAUGCAAAUAUAUAAUAAGAAGACUGAAGAUACGCCGUGUCAAAUACCACUAAAUAUAACGUAAUAUUUAGAUUGUGGCUUUGCAAGGAUGACGAGGAUGACGGAAUAGAUAAUUAUAGAUGAUGAAUUUUACAGACAUUUAUAGAUAGCUUCAUGUAUUUGCUUUUAAUUCGCGAGCGUCUCGAUGUGCGAUCGAGCAUAUCUUUUGAUAUUGAUGAAUAUUGAAAACGAGAAUAAGAACCAAGACCGGAACCACGAACGCGACUGAGAAAUCGAGGUAGCUAGUAAAUGUUUAUGCAAAGAGGUUUGCAGCGCUACAAAAAUUAAGAAGAAACGUGCAGUAAUGGUGAUAACUGGCAUUCAGAAAAUGGAAUAAACGACGAUGAAUGAAUGAAUGAAUAAACGAAUGAAUGAAUGAAUGAGAAAGGAAUAAAGGAAAUAUGUAGAUAUGUACAAUAGAUAUUUAUUUCAUUAUAGAGCGCCACGAUGCGUUGCACGCACGCACAUACGUGCGAGAUAAAAUUUUCAUGUUUGUUCGGCCACCUUGUAUCUUUUUUACAAUUCAAUUUUAUAUCAACAAUGUAAAUAUUCGAUAAAUAUAAAAAGGGAAGCAUUUUGUC
Solenopsis invicta (red fire ant) is the source of this 1377-nucleotide messenger RNA. RefSeq names its product high mobility group B protein 6. Bases 195 to 821 code for a protein of 208 amino acids. NCBI's taxonomy places the organism in Eukaryota, Metazoa, Arthropoda, Insecta, Hymenoptera, Formicidae. The transcript has 4 exons. The record is from RefSeq and is a predicted model, not a curated record. Gene Ontology annotation, molecular function: transcription cis-regulatory region binding.